AUGGACAAGAGACGGGACAAGGCGGAUAUCGGCUCUCUUCGCCUCGACGCACCGCUGCGCGCUCGGAUCUGGCCGGCCGGCGGCUAUCAGCCGCACUGCAUCAUGGUGGCGGCGACGCCGGUCCACGAGCCGCACACUCUGUACGGGAUGGCGACAGGGAGGUUUGUGGAGGAGUACACUGGGCUCGGUGGCACGCUCGAGGCCGCGUAUGUGUCUACCAUCGCUGUGAUGGAUGCCAUGCGCGGGCGCGGACUCGCGUCGGUUCUGCUCGACGAGCUGAUGGCCGCCAUGCUCGCCGAUCCCGACUAUGGCGCAGCUGUCGAGGUUUUCCGCCUCCACGUCCUCGCCGACAACGUCGCCGCCAUCACUCUGUACUACAAGCAUGGUUUUGUCAUCCGCGAGUACCUACCGGAGCACUACGAGUUCCACAAUGCGCGGCACGACGCUUUCCUGCUCCAGCGCGACGCCUCGCUUGGCGCCUCGGUCCCGGUUGUACCUGAUGCACGGGAGCGGGCGGUGGCGGACAUGGCGGCGGCACGCUCGCUGCUCAACCGGCUGCUCCCACCGCCCGAGCUGCGGUCGUUGGCGCUGCUGGUCGGAGUGGCGCUGGUCGUGCUGGGCGGCGCGGCGUUUACCUUUUCGCUGCUCAUGGCGCGGCCGGUGGCGUGAGGCCUCCGCCCCGGCGGCGGAGCGGGCUCGCUCAAAGGCGAGCAGACUGCGUG
Molecule: messenger RNA, 722 nt
Organism: Thecamonas trahens ATCC 50062
Lineage: Eukaryota; Apusomonadida; Apusomonadidae
Exons: 2
Coding region: 1-669 (222 amino acids)
Biological process (GO): N-terminal peptidyl-methionine acetylation
Cellular component (GO): Golgi membrane
Molecular function (GO): histone acetyltransferase activity; protein-N-terminal amino-acid acetyltransferase activity
Source: RefSeq, a predicted model, not a curated record